UAUUACGAAACUUUGUCUCAAAAUUAAACUUUCUCCUAUCGUAUAUUAAUUUUCUAUUUAUCCAACACAAGCUCACCCUCACUAGCCACUUACCGGCAUCUCUUGCUAACUAGGUAGCUGAAACCGUACCUCUUAGCAGGCAUUGGUUUUCCCUCCGCGGAUCAGUAAGUAGCCGCGUUCUGAUCAGUAAGUAUCCGCGUUCUGAUAAGUGAAUUAGUAAAUUUUCUUUCCGAAAAAUAUAUAUAGAAAGGUAUAGUUAUAGGUCUAUAGAGGGAGAAUGGGUAGAUCCCCUUGCUGUGAGAAGGUUGGGUUGAAGAAGGGGCCUUGGACGCCGGAGGAGGAUCAGAAGCUACUUGCCUACAUUGAGGAGCACGGCCAUGGCAGUUGGCGGGCUUUACCUUCCAAAGCUGCUAGGACUCCAGAGGUGCGGUAAAAGCUGCAGGUUAAGGUGGACAAACUACCUGAGGCCUGAUAUCAAGAGAGGCAAAUUUACCCUUCAAGAGGAACAGACCAUCAUCCAACUCCAUGCUCUCCUUGGAAACAGGUGGUCAGCGAUAGCUACGCAUCUUCCGAAAAGAACAGACAAUGAGAUAAAGAAUUAUUGGAACACCCAUUUGAAGAAGAGGCUGGCGAAGAUGGGGAUAGACCCAGUGACCCACAAGCCAAGGAGCGAGACUUCCGGCCUCCUCACCUCUAACAGUGAUGGAGACUACUCUAAAAAGAGCAGUGCUAAUCUCAGCCACAUUGCUCAGUGGGAGAGUGCAAGGCUUGAAGCAGAAGCUCGUCUUGUAAGAGAGUCCAAGCUCAGGGCUCCAUCCGCACUGCCCGUCAUCUAUUCACCUCCUCAUCCUCAGCAUCAGCGCAACAAAUCAGCAGCGAUGGCCACAUGCCUUCAUGAUUCUCAAGUUACAGAUAUGGUCACACAGCAAGGAGAACCCUGCCGGUCAAAAUCAGCUGGUGGCUGCAGCCUCCGAUUAGGAGGGGGAGGAGGACACGUUGACCUGCAAUCUCCUACAUCCACCUUGAGCUUCUCAGAUACCAGUAUGGUGUUGCCAAUAAUUAGCAUGGGUUUUGCACAUCAAAAUUCAACCACAUUGUUGUGUCAUGAUCAAGCUCACUUAGGAAACAGUGAGGGACUGGAAGUAGAGCAACAUUUCGAAAUUAAAUGCUUUGACAAGCCAUUGAUUCGCUUGGUGUCUGACAAUAAGGAUCACAGGCAUAGGACGAUGGGUGGUGCUGGCACUGGCGGCUUAUUGCCGCCUCAAGUUGCAGCAGGCUUGCCGUAUAGGGACACAUCAAAUAUAGCCUUUGGUGCUGAACUGUCAUCCUGGCUAAUUCCGGGAUCAACAAUUAACUGCAGCACUAUGAGGUUCUCUACCGGAGGAGAUUUUGGGCCGCCGCCUCCUCUUCUUGCUGCUUCUGGUGGUGGUCUAUACACUGAAAUGCUGCUCAAUAGUUCUCACAACGCAGCAGGUGCUGACAAUGAGGAGGAUUCGGACCUUGUAGACGUAGAUCAUGGUGAAAGCUGUGUGGAGGAGGAAGACGAUGAUGACGAGGAUGAAGAUGAAGGCAACAACUAUUGGAACAACAUACUAGACUUGGUCAAGUUGUCGCCCCCCUCAAACUCACCACCAUCACCUGUCUUCUAGAAUUGCCUAUAUAUAUUUUAAAGAUCGUUGAGACUACUGAUUAUUCCCCAAUUCCGCGUCACCCCGUUCUAUAAUAAAUAAAGUAUUUGUCAGGUAUUCACUCCGAUGAUGUGGGCUAAAUGCAAAUGUGAGGAACAUAUGAAUAUAAAUGAAAAGUUAAUGAAUGACUUUUUUUUGUCAA
Asparagus officinalis (garden asparagus) is the source of this 1830-nucleotide messenger RNA. RefSeq names its product myb-related protein 306-like. The transcript has 3 exons. NCBI's taxonomy places the organism in Eukaryota, Viridiplantae, Streptophyta, Magnoliopsida, Asparagales, Asparagaceae. The coding region runs from base 378 to 1649 and encodes 423 amino acids. The record is from RefSeq and is a predicted model, not a curated record.